AAAACAUUUGAGCAGAAACGUUAUAGUUAUAAGGUUAAUCAUACGUGAUACAAAUGGAAUAGACUUGCUGCCCAAAUCACACAUAUACAAUCGCCUCGCACUCCUACGAGUCAUUCAAUUAGUUGAUUCCACUGAUAUAGUUGGUAUGUGCUUGGCUAAUGUCUAAUUGUUUAUACACUGAUAACUAGUAAUAUAUGAUACAACUUAAUAACUAUUUCUGUGCCAACUUAAAUUUCAAUUAUCUGCACUGUUAAAGGCAUUUAUAAUGUCUUACUACUAUCAGGACGGCCAGACCCACCCGCAUCCCAUGCAAAUGCCACCUUUACCAGGUCAAGGAAACCACAAUUACCAACAUCACCCUCCGCCACCUGGAAUGAAUGUACCUUCUCAUUAUCCUCCACCGUAUAAUCCUCAACAUCCUAAUUCUGGUUCAUACCAGGAUCCUUCAUUUCAGCCAGAUUCAGCUCCUUAUCCUCCUUACUCCACUUGUCCCAUCAGCCCCAACGACAAGAAAUAUAAGAAAAUAUUGAAACAAAGGAACAAGAAGUUGAAGAAGAAAAAGUCAAAAUCUUCGGGUAGCAGUAGCAGCAGCAGUAGCAGUAGUUCUAGCAGCGGCAGUUCCAGCGACUCAGAUUAAACAAUUAAAUUAAUAAUUGCUUCUUAAAAUAAAGAAGAAGAUUAAUAUGUGAAGUCUACCAUUGAAGUAUUUAUUGAAAGAGUUUUUGGUUUGCAGCAAUAUUUUGCCACUAAAACAACCUGAACAAAGUGUCAUCAAUAUUUAAAUAUAUAAGACAGAAGAGAGAAGACUCUAUUAUGGAGGACUGACUCCCCCACAUCUAAAGUUAGCGUGUAUCGAAGGAGGAACUUACCGUGUCAUUCAUCGGUAACACGCCACGAAGACGGACGUAUUUCAAGAACAAAGUUUCCUACUUACCUACUUACGGCAAAUUAAUAUUCCUUCAAAAAUGUCGAAAGAAUUAAAAUCUGGCAUAGAUGAUUCAGUUCCCCAUGAAUUGGAAUUAAUACGUAACUCAAAAGUAUGUUUUGGGAGUACCAAACAUAGAAGUACUCUUCCUAUAGGAAAAGAUCUCUCUCCACAUCAAAAACGACAAGUGCGUGAAGAAUUUCCCAACAUUAGUCCUCCAAUGUAUCAUCGGCCCAAUGAUACCUUUAUAAACGAACUCUGGAAGAAGACUUGGAGCAAUAAGGGUACAGGAUUCUUUGCCAGUAAUUCGGAAGUACACAGUUUUAAGAUGAACAGAACUCCAUCACCAACCAGAUAUCAACGAACUGUAAAAUUAAUGCCAAAAACUCAAAUACCGUUCCCUUUUAAUUCAGCAGAAGUUCAUAAGAUGAAAAUGAGUACAACGCCUGGACCUGGUACUUAUAACGUUGCAGCCGUUGUUCUGGGUAAAAGACCUAAAAGUAUGUACAACUUUGGACGUCCAACUAUGAUCAAUAGUGUUGAAACAUACUGCACACCAUUUUUAAAUCAAGAAUGUCAUAAAUGUAAAGAACUGUGUGACAAAGAUUAUUGGCAUAAAGAUUUCACGUUAUUUUUGUGUCAUUUAUGCUGGUUGGAAGAGAAGAAUACACAAGAAAUAUACACGAUCAAACAAUUACGUUUAUUUAAGAAAUUUAGAAACUGUUCUUAUUUCCAUACACAUCAAAAUACAACAUUUGCAAAGAGUUUACUAUUGAAAAAAGAAAUGGACAAACGCAGAAGACUCGAGAACUACUUGGAUUUGUUUUUAGCAUGUUAAAUUUUAUAUAUUAUUGAAUAUAUUAACACAGAAUAAGAACUCACAUUUUCUUAAUAUAAUUGCCGAUCUAAUAGGAUAUAAUACAAUAUAUUUAACGAGUAAACAUUUUA
Molecule: messenger RNA, 1873 nt
Organism: Aethina tumida (small hive beetle)
Lineage: Eukaryota; Metazoa; Arthropoda; Insecta; Coleoptera; Nitidulidae
Exons: 7
Coding region: 966-1763 (265 amino acids)
Biological process (GO): regulation of cell projection organization
Cellular component (GO): ciliary basal body
Molecular function (GO): cytoskeletal protein binding
Source: RefSeq, a predicted model, not a curated record